Messenger RNA from Varroa destructor (honeybee mite), 611 nucleotides. It is a transcript of the gene RpS18, whose product is annotated as ribosomal protein S18. Gene Ontology annotation, cellular component: small ribosomal subunit; ribosome; cytosol. Gene Ontology annotation, molecular function: RNA binding; structural constituent of ribosome. Gene Ontology annotation, biological process: translation. NCBI's taxonomy places the organism in Eukaryota, Metazoa, Arthropoda, Arachnida, Mesostigmata, Varroidae. The record is from RefSeq and is a predicted model, not a curated record.
UUCUUUUCUCGUUGGGCCUUAUGGUGUGAGCACGUGUCCACGAUGAGUCUCGUAGUUCCGGAAAAGUUUCAACACAUCCUUCGUGUUCUUAACACAAAUAUUGAUGGUCAAACGAAGGUCAUGUAUGCCCUCACAUCAAUUAAGGGUGUGGGCCGUCGGUUCGCCAAUAUCGUCUGCAAAAAGGCCGACAUUGACUUGAACAAACGCGCAGGUGAGCUGUCGGAACAGGAAGUGAAUGCCAUCAUUACCAUCCUGAAUAAUCCUCGUCAAUUUAAGAUUGCCGAUUGGUUUUUGAACAGACAAAAGGAUAUUGCCGAUGGCAAAUAUUCACAGGUCGUCUCUAACAAUCUCGACUCCAAACUUCGCGAGGAUCUCGAAAGGCUGAAAAAGAUCCGUGCCCACCGUGGUCUUCGUCAUUUUUGGGGCCUGAGAGUGCGCGGUCAGCACACGAAAACUACUGGUCGUCGCGGACGCACCGUGGGUGUCUCCAAGAAGAAGGGUUAAUCGUAAAAACAUCUGCUGCCUCACGAGAAAUCGGAUGACAUUGUGCCUGUGUGUCACUUGCGUGGGCGAAUUGCAAGUACUGCAGAUUAAAAAUAAUAAAGUCCUUU